GAUCCAGAUCCAGAUCCAGAUCCAGAUCCAGUAUUAUUGACGUUAUUUAUUCCCGGGACUGUUUACGCGAGAAGAUAUUUCUCAUAACUGGCAGCAGCGAACUAAUAAAGCAAAGGAUGAGAAGGAGGACUCGCGGUGCUUCUCACGCUGAAAGUCUGGUCGUCUCCACCGAACACCGACUCUUGCUCUUCAGCUGUAUUAUUAUCAGGAGGAACUAGCUUUUGCUAGCAAGCGUUAGCAACGUUAUAGCUUGCUAGCAAAAAAAACAAAAACCUGCUGCCUUUAUUAUUGUGGCCUCGCGACGAACCUCCCAGCGUCGAGAAAAUGGUGUACCUGUUAAAUCCUAUAGAGAACCUGAGAAGCUACAUCAACAACCGUCCACCGCUGGUCCUUUUUAUGAUCAGUGUCAGUGCAGUGGCCAUCGCCUUCCUGACCAUCGGUUAUUUCUUCAAGAUUAAGGAGAUCAAGUCUCCAGAGUUGACAGAGGACUGGAACACCUUUCUGCUGCGCUUCAAUGAGCUGGACCUUUGUGUGUCGGAGAACGAGACGAUAAAGCACGGUCUGAACGAGUCGACCACGCCAGAGAGCAUGGUGGUGACCAGCGGCCAGGCUCGCUCCAGCACCCAGGUUCCCCUCCUGCUGGACGACUCGGGUGCCAUCAACAUCUCGGUCCCCAUCACCCUCACGCUGGACCCCCAGCGCCCCUUUGGAGGCUACUCUCGCAACAUCACCCACCUGUACGCCACAGUGCUGGGGCAGCAAGUCGGCCUAUCCGGCCGGGAAGCCCAUGAAGAAAUAAACAUCACUUUCACCCUGCCUGUAUCCUGGAACUCAGACGAGUGUGUGCUGCACGGCCACUGCGAGCAGGUGGUGUUCAGCACUUGCAUGACCAUCACGGCGGCCAGCAAUAUCUUCCCAGUCACAGUGCAGCCGCCUCACUGCGUGCCCGAGACGUACACCAACGCCACAUCUUGGUACAAGGUGUUCACCACAGUCCGCGACUCGGACACCAAGUACAGUCAGGACUACAACCCCUUCUGGUGUUACAAAGGAGCCAUCGGCAAGUUGUACCACGCACUCAACCCAAAGCUUACGGUCAUCGUCCCGGAUGAUGACCGUUCCCUCAUCAACCUGCACCUGAUGCACACGAGCUACUUCCUGUUCGUCAUGGUCAUCACGAUGUUCUGCUACGCCGUCAUCAAGGGGCGGCCCGGCAAAGUGCGUCAAAACAACCCCGACAUGUGUCCUGAGAAGGUACAGCAGACACCAGCAGUGCUAUAUGACGAGAACAGGUGGCGCUGUCAGAGGGUUAAAAAGGCUUCGGAGAGUUACAGAACGUAUCUGUAACACGGACAAACGCAAAGAAAUCUAAAUAAACAUACCAGUUGCCUAGUGAACCCUGGAAAUACAAUAAGGGACACAAAAGCUCUGUGAAUGCAUUACUCUUGCAAUGUUGGGUUUUUCCAACCAAAGAUAUACAAGUGCCUGUAUCUGUCGUGUACAUAUCUGUAGGAACUCUGAUUUUUCUUUUCUUUAUUAUCAUUAUCUUUGGCCGGACCCGAGAACCACGCAGCCAUGUCUCCAGCAUCACUCGCUCUCAUUCACCGAGCACGAUGGAAAGAAACGCAGGCUGCGUGAACGCUGCGUUUAUCACACAGCUGUUGUUUCCGCUGUCGAUGUUUGGAGAUCUCAAAAUGUACUUUCACCUCCUACGCUGAGAAUCGCAAUGUGUAGUCACUUUAAAUCUGUUUAAGUGAACUAAAACCAAAAACUCACUGAUGAUGUAAUCUUCACAUGCACGUCAACAGGAGAGAGAAUUCAUUUAGCACUUUUCUCUGCAUCCAGACCCGACCGUGUCGUCAGAAGUCUGAUCAGAAGUUAGACAUAACGCUAAAAUAAAGUGUUCAAAAGUUCAUUUCAUUGAACUUUCAAUUAUAUUUGAUUAGCAAUUAUGUUUCCUGUGUGUCUGCAAUGUCAAUAAACAAAGUCAAACAUUGAAUGAUUAAUAUAUGAAGAGCUGGUAAA
This is a messenger RNA of Anarrhichthys ocellatus (wolf-eel), 2025 nucleotides long. It is a transcript of the gene tmem248, whose product is annotated as transmembrane protein 248. Bases 325 to 1347 code for a protein of 340 amino acids. Lineage: Eukaryota; Metazoa; Chordata; Actinopteri; Perciformes; Anarhichadidae. The record is from RefSeq and is a predicted model, not a curated record. The transcript has 7 exons.